AUGGAUAAUACUUCCUAUGUAAAAGAAGAUCUUGCUAAAAAUGGCUUCUUGUUGGAAUCGAAUGAUGUUACAGUUACAUUGUUCCAUCGUCUUUUGAAAAACAAGUUGUUGUAUGUUUCUAGUAGUUAUAAGCGGGGCCAACGCAUCUCUUCAUUUGUGCAGUACCACAAACACUCUGUAGUAAAAUAUGGAAAUUUGGAUGUGUUUGUUAAAGUUACUUCUUUUGAAAAUGAGUGUGUAACUGUCAACCACAUUAUGAAAUGUAAACCCUCUGGUGAGGAUAAUGAUGUUAUAGACAUAUCUGAGAUAGAAACCAUAAUGUAUCUGAUUCACAUCAAUGAAGAAUCUUAUAUUGCUAAACCUUUGAAUGAUUUUGAAAUGGAGCUGCCCGCGCAGCUGGAGGCCGAGCUGGUGCACCCGGUGCUCGCCGUGUCCGCGCUGGUCCCCGCCAGCGUGGCGCUGCCGCCGGGCUCCAGUGAGCGGCCGGCGCUGCUCGCCGUCUCCUUCCUCCUCCACGUCGCCUUCCUCCUGUGCCUGCCGUCGCUGGCCGCCAACCUGGAGGGCGACGCCACGCCCCGUGCCCUGCUCGUGUACCGCGAUGUCGGGCUGCUGUUCCUGGUGGUGGCUCUCCAAUGGCUGCUGUCGCUGCGCCUCGCUUCGAGGACGAGGCCCCUGUCUUCCUGGUCGCAGUCCGUAGCCAGGGGGCUGUCCAUGCUCAGGACGCUCCUUCUUCUGCCUGUUCUGGCACCCGUCACCGCGCCCGUUUUCAAUAAGCCGCUCGACGAACAAAGCGUUCAAUUAUCAAAGAUUCUCGAUCGACUUACAUUUUUCGCAGUAUCGGCAAGUUACAUCGCUUUAGUCACCAUCGGCUUACAGUAAUAAAUGAAAAUGUACCUUC
Messenger RNA from Frankliniella occidentalis (western flower thrips), 898 nucleotides. RefSeq lists its product as uncharacterized. The coding region runs from base 1 to 879 and encodes 292 amino acids. The record is from RefSeq and is a predicted model, not a curated record. NCBI's taxonomy places the organism in Eukaryota, Metazoa, Arthropoda, Insecta, Thysanoptera, Thripidae. The transcript has 5 exons.